ACAUGUUUGAGCGCGUUACAGACCCUGGGCUUAUUGCCCUAAUUGUUUUGUUUUAAUUUGUGUUUUUGGUUUUGCGUCAGAUUUUUAUGCACUGUUUAUUAUUUCCAGCCGAAGGGCUUUUCUUCCUGCUUUUAAAGAAAAUGGAUUUCAAAUCUCAGUGUUGUUGGAUGAGCUGAAAAAACGCAAGUGAAAGGAAGUCAAGACAUUUUAAUUUAAAAAAAAAAAAAAAAAAAAAAGUUGUGGAACUGGUUUCAUCAUGGAUUCUACAUCAGAUCGAACUCCAAAAGGUUCACAACGCUCUCCAAAGAAAACCCCACAGAGCUCUGGCAAGCGGGAAAAGCGCAACCAGAAACCAAACCUUCAUGAGGUAAAGAAUAAAGGAAGACGUGACCGAGGCAAAGCAGAAGAGGAGAUGACAAAAAAAAACAUGGAUUCGCACGAGAAGCCGAAAGCAGUCGGAACCGGUCUGGUUUACUCCGAGCUCUUUUCCCGUUAUCGCUGUCUGUGGGACUCCAGUCACCCCGAGUGUCCCGAGAGAGUGACUACUGUGGUGGGGAUGAUGGAGACCGAGGGGCUGCUGUCUCGAUGCCUGCAGGUGGAGGCGAGAGCUGCUUCAGACGACGAGCUCUCUCAGGUUCACACGAGGGAAUACAUCGAUCUGAUGAGGUCCACUGAGAAGAUGACGGAAGAGGAGCUGAAGUGCGUCUCCGAUCGCUACGACUCCGUCUACCUCCAUCCAGACUUGUUCUCAUGUGCCUGUUUAGCUGCCGGCUCUGUCCUCCAGCUGGUCGACAAGGUGAUGACAUCAGAGCUACGCAACGGCUUCGCCGUGUCCAGGCCUCCAGGACAUCAUGCCCAGGCUGAGCAGAUGAAUGGAUACUGCAUGUUUAAUAACGUAGCAGUGGCAGCGCGUUACGCUCAGAAACAACACGGUGUCCAGAGGGUUCUGAUUGUGGACUGGGAUGUGCAUCACGGUCAGGGAAUCCAGUACGCCUUCCAGGAGGAUCCCAGCGUCCUGUAUUUCUCUGUACAUCGGUACGAGGAGGGCUCCUUCUGGCCUCACCUGCCCGAGGGAGACAGCAGUGCUGUGGGUUCAGGACCAGGCGAAGGCUACAACAUCAACGUGCCCUGGAUCAAGACUGGGAUGGAGGACGGAGAUUACAUCGCUGCUUUCCAGAGAAUUCUGAUGCCCGUAGCCUAUGAGUUUCAGCCUCAGCUCGUGUUAGUAGCAGCCGGUUUUGACUCCGUAGCUGGUGAUCCCAAGGGUGAGAUGUGUGCGAGUCCGCAGUGUUUCUCUGUACUGACCCACAUGCUGAUGGGUCUGGCCGAGGGACGGAUCGUGCUCUCUUUGGAGGGAGGCUACAACCUGCAGGCCACAGCAGAGGGGGCAUGUUCUAGCUUGAGGUCACUCUUGGGUGACCCCUGCCCUCAUCUGAACUCACCAGGGGCUCCGAGCGAGAGUGCGUUGACGUCCAUCUCUAAGACAGUUUCUGCUCUGUAUCCAUUUUGGACCAGCUUGCAGACUCUGGAGGGAGGCUCUCUUUCUGAGGCACAGCCCUUACCCUCAGCCGUGUGUGUGGAGAAACUGGAAUCCUCCGAACGAGUUACCGGACUGGUUUACGACGAGCGUAUGAUGGAGCAUCACAACAUGUGGGACAGCCAUCACCCUGAACUCCCUCAGAGAAUUUUCCGGAUCUUCUCCCACCAUGAGGAUUUGGGGCUCGUGGACCGUUGCCGGCGGAUACCGGCUCGUUUAGCAACAGAGCAGGAGCUUGCACUUUGUCACGGAUCAGAACACAUUGCUAUGAUAAAGAGCACCGAGCAGAUGAAGCCCAGAGAUCUGAACAGACUCGGGCACGAAUAUAAUUCCAUCUACAUCAGUAAAGAGAGCUAUAAAUGUGCACUGCUGGCAGCUGGAGCAUGUUUUAAUGUAGCUCAGGCCAUCCUCACUGGCCAGGUGAGGAACGGCGUGGCGAUUGUACGUCCACCCGGGCAUCACGCAGAGAGAGACGCCGCCUGCGGCUUCUGCUUCUUCAACACGGCUGCCCUGACCGCUCGCUACGCUCAGAGCAUUACCCACAACGCCCUGCGCGUCCUUAUCCUCGACUGGGAUGUGCACCAUGGCAACGGCACACAGCACAUCUUUGAGAACGAUGACAGCGUUCUCUACAUCUCUCUCCAUCGCUACGAGGACGGCUCGUUCUUCCCCUGCUCGGAGGACGCCGAUUACGAUAAAGUGGGCCGAGGGAAAGGUAAAGGCUACAACGUCAACAUUCCCUGGAACAAAGCCAGGAUGGGCGACGUGGAAUAUCUAGCAGCCUUCCACCAUGUGGUGAUGCCGAUAGCACGAGAGUUUGCUCCGGAGCUGGUCCUCGUCUCGGCCGGGUUUGAUGCCGCUCGGGGUGACCCGCUAGGGGGGUACCAGGUGACCCCGGAGUGCUACGGCCACCUCACACACCAGCUGCUGAGUCUAGCAGCAGGACGAGUUCUUGUCAUUUUAGAGGGAGGUUAUAACCUCACCUCCAUCUCCAACUCCAUGGCUAUGUGCACCAGCAUGCUCCUGGGUGACACGCCGCCGCUGCUGCCCCAUCUGCCCCCGCCACACCAGAGCGCUGCCGUCAGCAUCAACAACGUCCUGCGAGCACACGCCCCCUACUGGAGAUCUCUCAGAAUACAAAUUCCAGAGGCUCUGCGUUUGUCCUUGCCUUCUCCUAAAUCUAAAAUCAAGCGCACACCACCAGGAAAAGACAGAAAUUCCCCUCCUCUUGUUACCCCUCAACCGCGGAGCCAACGUACCCCGGUGCCGACUUCACCAGCGUCGCCUCCUACCGAUCAGGAAGACUCGGGGCUGGACGAGCUCACACAAGGCCUGCACGCUCUGGACCUGAGCACAUCCACCAUAUCUGCCACUUCCAGCCCCACCUCGGUCCAAGUGGGCGGGGCUAGACCUAAAGUCAAGCCCAGCCCACAGAGGACCUCGUCCUCAUCAGCGCAGGAAGCGUCGCCGGUCCGAGCGAAGGAAAAAGGUAUCGAGGACGGUGCCGUAAAAGCCGAGUCCACGCCGGUCAAACAGGAGAAUCAGGUCUCGCAGUCAGAAGAAUCAGGCACCGGAGCGGUGUGCGAUCAGGAGAGUCCUGCUCUGGAGGGAGCGUGUGGUUACACCAAGAAAACCAACUUCGAGCUUGUGUGCGGAACCACGAACAUAGCCGGGGAUACGAUGUACGUGGUGGAACCUUUGGCAUGGUGCCCACACUUGGAGUCAGUGUGUCCGGUGCCCGCGGGGGGCGUCGACGUGUUCCGGCCGUGCGAGGAGUGCGGCGCCGAAGCUGAGAACUGGAUCUGCCUCUGCUGCUAUAAGGUUUUGUGUGGGCGUUUUGUGAACGAGCACAUGGUGGUCCACGGUCUGGUGUCCUCUCACCCUCUGGUGCUGAGCUUCGCCGAUCUUUCAGUGUGGUGCUACUCCUGUGAGUCCUACGUCCACAACAAGGUGCUGUAUGAAGCCAAGAACGCUGCUCAUCUUGCUAAGUUCGGGGAGGAGAUUCCCCCCAUUGUCUAAUCUAUCACUAAGAAUAUUUCUGUGCAGGCAAACGUGAGUGUGUGAGAGUGUGUGAGAGUGUGUGAGAGUGUGUGAGAGUGUGUGAGAGUGUGUGAGAGUGUGUGAGAGUGUGUGAGAGUGUGUGUGUGAGAGUGUGUGUGUGAGAGUGUGUGUGUGAGAGUGUGUGUGUGAGAGUGUGUGUGUGAGAGUGUGUGUGUGAGUGUGUGUGAGUGAGUGUGUGUGAGUGAGUGUGUGUGAGUGAGUGUGUGUGAGUGAGUGUGUGUGAGUGAGUGUGUGUGAGUGAGUGUGUGUGAGUGAGUGUGUGUGAGUGAGUGUGUGUGAGUGAGUGUGUGUGAGUGAGUGUGUGUGAGUGAGUGUGUGUGAGUGAGUGUGUGAGUGUGUGUGUGAGUGUGUGUGUGAGUGUGUGUGUGAGUGUGUGUGUGAGUGUGUGUGUGUGUGAGUGUGUGUGUGAGUGUGUGUGUGAGUGAGUGUGUGUGUGAGUGUGUGUGUGAGUGUGUGUGUGAGUGUGUGUGUGAGUGUGUGUGUGAGUGUGUGUGUGAGUGUGUGUGUGAGUGUGUGUCUGUGUGUGUGUCUGUGUGUGUGUCUGUGUGUGUGUCUGUGUGUGUGUCUGUGUGUGAGUCUGUGUGUGAGUCUGUGUGUGAGUCUGUGUGUGAGUCUGUGUGUGAGUCUGUGUGUGAGUCUGUGUGUGAGUCUGUGUGUGAGUCUGUGUGUGAGUCUGUGUGUGAGUCUGUGUGUGAGUCUGUGUGUGAGUCUGUGUGUGUGAGGACAUUGAGGAAGUAACAGCCUGUCACUUUAAUGCCGUAGCUGAAUGUUUGUGCGAAACUAUUUUCACACAGAACACGUCGUCUUCAUUUCCAAACUCGUAAGCAUUCCUCUCUCCACAGGAGAGCUAAACUCAUUAACCUGUGCUAAUUACACUGUGUGUGUGUGUGUGUGUGUGUGAGAGAGAGAGAGAGAGCGCACACAUUAGUGACUCAGAUCAUUUAAGUUUAGGGUAAUGGUUUAAUCGAAUCUCUCCACACUUUAUUUAUUCUUCCUAAAAAAAGACAGAUUUCUAAUGUUAAUGAAAUAAAGAAUAAUGUUGGACGUGUUGAACGUGUUGUUCAGGUGAGAUCGUCACAACGGCAGCCUGGGGUCUGUUUGUGCAGUUCAGCACAGUGUCGAUCGCCUUCCUGUUUGAUAAUGAAGGACUAAUUUCAGGCACAUGGCCAAAACGUAUUACUUCACAACUCGUAAGCAAUAAACAUUGCAGAGUUUUAAUCCCAACAAAAAGUAGUUCAGACUUCUGGAUUUUGUAAAUGUCACUUUUAUUUCAUGCUGUUUUCUCAACGUCUUACGUGUAUUCUUCUUUGAACAAACUCUGUAUCUGAAAUUAUGGCAAAAAAACUAACUAAUUGUGCUUUUGUAAUCUUUGGUACAUCAAUACACUUUAAAUACGAAGAAUUAUCUUCUGUGGUUUUCUGCAUCUUCCUUGACAAAAAGUUAUUCACAAGACGGUUAAAAGUGCAAUAAAAAUGAAAAUGACA
This is a messenger RNA of Tachysurus vachellii, 5082 nucleotides long. RefSeq names its product histone deacetylase 6 (gene hdac6). The transcript is spliced from 28 exons. Gene Ontology annotation, molecular function: zinc ion binding; histone deacetylase activity. The record is from RefSeq and is a predicted model, not a curated record. Gene Ontology annotation, cellular component: histone deacetylase complex. NCBI's taxonomy places the organism in Eukaryota, Metazoa, Chordata, Actinopteri, Siluriformes, Bagridae. Bases 257 to 3556 code for a protein of 1099 amino acids. Gene Ontology annotation, biological process: chromatin organization.